Messenger RNA from Frieseomelitta varia, 4690 nucleotides. RefSeq names its product visual system homeobox 2-like. Gene Ontology annotation, biological process: regulation of transcription by RNA polymerase II. The transcript has 7 exons. NCBI's taxonomy places the organism in Eukaryota, Metazoa, Arthropoda, Insecta, Hymenoptera, Apidae. Gene Ontology annotation, molecular function: DNA-binding transcription factor activity, RNA polymerase II-specific; sequence-specific double-stranded DNA binding. Gene Ontology annotation, cellular component: nucleus. The coding region runs from base 1982 to 3295 and encodes 437 amino acids. The record is from RefSeq and is a predicted model, not a curated record.
CAGCUCAGUUGCCCAUCGCCGCGACGACGACACGGUUGCGCCACACGACACGACAGUCAGACGUUUUGCCGUACCGGGGCACACUAUUCCGAGAGUAAACACACGUUGGCUUCUCUUUCUCUCUCUCUCUCUUUUUCUCCUUCUCUUUCUCUCUCUCUCAUUCUGUCUCUUUCUCUCUCUCUCUCUCUUUCUCUCUCCUCUCUCUCUCUCUCUCUCUGAUCUAACACGCAGCUCGAUUCGUACGUGGGAUCGAAUUUCCGAGGGGGCCGGCACACAGUGAGGAGAUCCAGCCGUCAGACACGACCCACUCGUGGGAACUCGCCGCGCGAAUCCACGUAGUUUACUACUUGUCUGACCUUCGAGUAGUCGCGGUGGUGCUGUCAGUGAAGCCUGGCUUCGGUGAGUCCGGCGACUCGUCGCGACGUUUCCAGUGCACGAUUUUUGGAGAAACUCGGGGGGGGAACGACUCGGGAGGACUCGAAGCUUGAACAGAGUGCGAGACGUUGACGAAAGGAGUAUGAAAAGAGAGUCAGAAUUAGUCGCUGGACGUUGUUCGUGACUCGUUUCGUAUGAGGUACCGACGGGAGAGUUUCAGUGCACGAGUGCCUUUCCAGUUCAGUAAGGGAUUAACCAGAGGCGAGGAAGACUCCGUUGUGUCCUUGAAAUUCAAUCCCCAGGCGAGAGAAGAAUGAAAGAGAGCGGUUCUACGAAUUUCCAUGCGCAUCGCUGAGGUCCAAGCCAGAGUUUUAUUUCGGUGGCGAGGAACAAUGAGAGCAAACCCAUCGCGUACUAUCUGGAGCAUUGAAUAGAACUCCUCAACGGAGAUAAGGUUCUAAUUGUCUUCGAAGGAGGAGGAACGAGUUUGGUUCAGUGAACGAGUCUACCCCGGUUGGUACACUCGCAGAAGCGAUGAACGCAGGAAACCGUACCUGAUCACAACGAAACCAUCAUUCAACGAAGAGACUAGACGAAAGUGUGAGGUUAAUGCGCAUAGUUUCUAGACAGUAGAUGUGUCAUAGUGUGAAAAGAAACACGGGGUAAUAACGGUCGCGACGAAAAUAGGAGCCGAUUUGUAUCGCCGAGUCGUCGUUCAGGUUGCCGUCGCUUGCUGAAAAGCUGCCCGGGGUUUCUUCGCUCGACGGUUCGCUGGCUUCUACCAUUACAACGAAGAUAAGUUAAAAACACGUUACGCUAAUCACCCAAAUAGUUUCCCCCCGCAAUCGACAAACACUUAUUUUCGACGCGUUUUCGAUAAUGGAGAUCUAUGAAAAUACUUAGGGCCGCCAACAGGUCCAUCCAGUCGGUUUCUUCAUUCUCGCGUACAUGAACGAGUACGUUUUCGUAUAUCUUCUUACGAAAUCCACUGGACUGCUCAAUUAGCAAUUGCUUCACAGCGAGCCUAUACUAAGAAUCAACUCCUAGCGUUCUCCGAGUUGCUACAGCUAUUGAAAAAACGAUGCGGCCGCUUGUUGGAAACCGUCGGAUCUCGAACAAGCGUUAUGCCAAGGCCUAGCAACGAUAAUAUCUUCGUUCUUUUCUAUUCGUUCUUUUGACUGUAAAAAAAAAGGAAAAGAAAAGAAAAGAAAACAAAGGAAAAUCAUUUUACGAUUUUUAAAAUCACCUGCAAUCAUCGAGUACAGAGCAGAGAACAAAGCCCAACGAACACCUUCCCGUUCCCGAGAGUACUCGACAGCGAAAUCGCUUCUAAACAAAGUUCCUAGGAAUCAAGACGUUACCUCGAGCAGAGACGAAGAAAGAGCAACGACAAACCGAGUAGGCGAAACGAGCAACGAUCUUCUUCAAAAACUUAUCCUUUCAACGAGCCUUCGCUGACCUGAACAUGCGCUCUUUCACCGACUGACGGGAGAAAACCCGCGAAACGAUCGGAAAACGCGUGGAACAUUAACGAUAACGUAACCGAGAGAGAAGAAUGUCGUUGUUGUUUUGAACCGAGUCAGUUGGAAUCGAGAGAAACGCAAAAAUGCCACAGCGAUCGCCGUUCGCGAUCCAGGAGCUGCUGGGGCUGAACGGUGCCGGAAACGGAAGCGGUACCGAUCGCGGCUCACCGCAAGGAUCACCACCGGCCGGCGUCUCCGCCGUUUCUUACGCGCCCACGGCGCCUCAUCACAAGUUAUGGGACUACAUGCCUAGCCUGACGAAUCAUCUGGGCAAUCUGGGGAAUCUUGGGAAUCUGGGCAACCUCACGGCCUCGCGGAUGGCCUAUCUGAAUGCGCAGGCGGCCGUCGCCGCUGCCUUCCUGCCGCCGCCCCACCCCCACCCUGCACACCAUGUACCGCAUCAUCAGGUACAUCAACCGGGACAACUUCCGGCCUCACCGGCCGGUGUCAACGUGCAUCCGGGUGCACACGCGCAGCACGUACUUCCGGGUACCGCAGUCACCGCGAACCAUCAUCAGCACAGUCCGACUCAGCACACGCCACCCCAUGGUUUCUCUCAAUCGAAGAGUUCGUUCUCAAAUACCAGUCCAGGUGUCGGGCACAAUAUAGAAUCCGGGAAAGAUUUCACGGUCGACGGUCUCUCUGGUUUCAGUAAAAAGAAGAAGAAGAAACGCCGUCAUAGGACGAUCUUCACGUCACAGCAGCUGGAGGAGCUGGAGGCAGCCUUCAAGGAAGCCCAUUAUCCUGACGUGUAUGCUCGCGAGAUGCUCAGCCUUCGGACCGAUCUGCCCGAAGACAGGAUACAGGUCUGGUUCCAAAAUCGGAGAGCAAAAUGGCGUAAAACCGAGAAGUGUUGGGGCAGAAGUACCAUAAUGGCGGAGUACGGCCUGUACGGAGCAAUGGUGCGACACUCUUUGCCUCUCCCAGAGACUAUACUGAAAAGUGCCAAGGAGAACGAAUCGGUGGCGCCAUGGUUGCUAGCUCAAUCAUCUAAGACGAGCAGCUUUAGUCAAGAUAUCGAAAAUAAUCAAGAACUGAUUGACUGUGGCCCCGCAGGGAUGCACCGGAAGUCAAUCGAAGCAGCGGAACACCUCAAGUCCGGCGGCGAGGACAGCGGAAAUGAUCACAAUGGAAGCGGAAGCAGCCCCCAUCAUAAUCAUCAUCAAGGUGGACCGACCAGCUCCGAGAGCGGACAAGAAAGUCAGGAUGGCAUGGGGCCUUCUUCGUCGUCAGGAAUCGUUCAGGAUACGGAGCAGCUAAGGAACGAGAGUAUCGCCUGCUUGAGGGCGAAAGCGCAGCAGCACCAGCUGCAGUUAAGUCUACAACCCACGGCUGCGCCCACCAGCACCUCGUACCCUGCAGGACCGCCGUCGAGCACGCUCCACGCCUCUGUUUAAUCAACGUUUCGACAUUCCUUUCACGAAUCAUCGAAACUAGAAGACGUUCAAUACUUCGAGAACAGCUACACGUUCGAACUUUAAACGCUGCGUUUCCAGCCAGAAAUUUCCCGAAUCAUCAUCAUCCACGCGAUUGAGUUUCAAAAGAUGGAUGCUUUUCGAAGAGAUUGUCUUAAGCGAGAACUAAUCGCUAAUCGCUCGACACCAAAAAAUUAUUCGUCUCUUCUUUAGGUCGCAACAACACUUGCGACAUCAAAGUACCGAGUCUAAUUUCGACGAAUCAGGGUAAACGUUUAUAAAGAUACCUGUACCAAGGACUGUAUAGACGAAGCAUACCACACACAUUUAUACACACAACGAAUAUAAAUCGUUUACGUUCGAACGAUCGUCACACGAUCGAGCUAAAUCACACACGUACACACAAGCACACAAAUUCACACGCAUACACAUCGAAGCGCUGAUCGAUGUCGCGCAGAGCCUACGCAAUUCUCGUGUUUCGCGUAUCACCUUCGAACGAAUCGACAAUAAGAGGAACUGUCGAUCACGAAGGGGACGAACAACGAGAAUUACUUCGAGUCGGUCCUCAUUCAACGAAACGGUGGCCUAUGGACGGCCAAGUACAAUGACGAAUCAUCGAUCGCGGUGUGACAAAGCUCGCUUCCAACGUCGACAACGACUCGUUCUCGCGAUUCGCUGCGUUCCUCGGAGGGGGCACGCCUCGAAACUCUGCCUCUCGUGUCGAUGAUCGAGAGUGAAAGAAAUCAUCGUCGGGACUCGACGGGCAACUUGUUGCAGAUAGCUGUCUGCGCGAGCGAGUCGCAGACGAAUCGACGCCAAGUGGGAGGCGAACAACUAAUUAAGAGUUAUAGCCGCUUUAAAUAGUGCGAGUAUAAAUAAUAUACAUAUGUAUGGCGAAGCGCGUGUGUGUGAUGCAUCGCGACAGUGAGACAGAGAGAGUGUGAGAGAGAAAGAGAGAGAGAGAGAGAGAAAGAGGAAGAAAGCGAGAAAGUGAGCACGUAAGAGUAUGCCUGCGUAUAUCUUGAAACGAACAUUUCGCCUUUAGGGAAUCACCGAACGAUUUGCAACGAACAACAAGCUAAAUAAAUUAUCGUGACAAGUGAGACGAGUUUACGAAUAAUAAAAAUCACCAGACACAUCGAACUUCGACCUCGAACACGCCUUCUGUGACGUUGCAUCGAAGCGAUAUUCUUUCCAGUUCGCGAGAAGUUGGAAAAUCGCGCGAAAACUCGCGACAGAUGCCACAACUGCGGAUUAAUUGAUCAUAAAAGCGUACGUGAUGAGAGUUAGAUGUAUGUUAGAGAGAAAGAGAGAGAGAGAGAAAGAGAUUCUCCGGAUAACGCUCUGUGUAUGUGCGUGCGUGAGAGAGAGAGAGAG